Brassica napus (rape) is the source of this 7731-nucleotide messenger RNA. RefSeq lists its product as uncharacterized. The record is from RefSeq and is a predicted model, not a curated record. The transcript has 9 exons. Bases 236 to 1426 code for a protein of 396 amino acids. Lineage: Eukaryota; Viridiplantae; Streptophyta; Magnoliopsida; Brassicales; Brassicaceae. Gene Ontology annotation, cellular component: endoplasmic reticulum; Golgi apparatus.
CGGCAGCUUCAGGUUGCGCAGGAUGUGAGAGAUGGAUCAAACAGGGAGAGACUUGAAAAGUUCUCUUCGUCCGAAGAUAAAUCAAACGGUGUUGGUGCAGUAGAGGCGGCGAUGUUGUCUUUGUCCGUAGCUGCCGAAAAGAUGGAUCCCUCACAUUUUGCGACUUGCCUCGACGAAGUAUUGAACGAGGGUUGGUAUCUCCCGGAGACGCAGAUGUUGGAAUUAAUCGAUUACUAUGGGAAUGGAUUUUCCCAUGUAUCGUUUCAAUGGGUCACCAUGUUCGAGGAGUAUCCUUUAUCCAAGCUCAUUGAUAUUCCGAUAUCUCUUAUUCCUAAGCCUCUCUACGAAAAAUCAAUCGAUUUCAUCAACACACUUCCAUUCGACACACUAUCUGCCUUUGUACUAUGGUCCUCUGAUCUCAUUCUCACUGAAUGGCCUGGAGUUGUCAAAGUUGAACAACGUGGCAACAUUUGUUGUAUUGGCCAUGGCGUUGCGUACUCAACCUGAUGCCUUGACUCUGGUUUUAACAAAUAUGAAGGAGAGACCUACAUAUCAAGGCCAGGACAAGCUUCCGGUUAUAAUUUGGAUGAUGGCUCAGGCCUCCCAAGGUGAUUUAUCUGCUGGCUUGUUUUCAUGGGUACAAACCUUGCUGCCACUAGUCGUUAACGAGUGCUGCAGCUCUCAGGCAAUUGAUCUCAUCCUGCAAUUUGUUGAGAUGAUUUUGUCCUCGAAUCCAGAGUCUCGGGCUGUACUCCUAAACGAACCUGUUAGGCAUGGAGUGCGACUGAUUCCACCUUGUUCGUUUGAGAUGUUGGUGCGGCUUACAUUCCCUCCUUCAUCCGCUAGAGUAGAGUCAACACAGAGGUUUGAGGCUAUUUAUCCCUUGUUGAAGGAAGUAGCCCUUGCACCAGAUAUUAGUGCAAACGCACUGAAACAGAUAUUCACUUUUUCCUUGAAAUUAGCUGGUGGACAAGGAAAUCCUGCUCUGGCCAAUGAAGCUACAGCAAUCGCCAUCAGUGUUUUGACACAAAACGUUGAUUGCUUUAAGCAAUGGGAUGUUCUCUACAAAGAGAAUCUUGAAGCUAGCGUUGCUCUUCUUAAUAAGCUUGUAGACGAAUGGAAGGAUCAUUCCCUCAAACUUUCAUCAUCGUCGAGUGAUACUCUCACUGUCAAGCAUGCUAUGAACAGCUUCAGGAUGAAGAACGAAAAAGCCAUAACUGAAGGAGUAACUAGUCUUUCUCUUUACAAAGAAGCUGACAAGUCGUGCAAACUGAUAUCGUGGAGACUCUCAUGUGGCCUCAGAUUAGCAUCCUUGACCACAAUGGUUAUAGCAGCUGCAGGAGGCUUUGCUGGAGCCGCACUUUUUCAAUCUAUCUUGCCAAUUGUAGGGGAUGGAUUUCACCGUCCCUCAAGGCCCAAAGAAUAGACGGCCCGGCCCGUGAAAGAAGAAAUAACGGCCCGGCUUGAUAACUCUGAUCGACGGCGUCUGGGCGCGAUUCAGGAGUACUUUCGAUCAUCCAUCGACUCGACGCCCUUGGCUUGAUGACUGCUCAAGAACGAUAUGGGUCUCUCGGCCCAACGAGUAAAAGGCCCAUACGAACGACGCAAACUAGGUCACGGAGAAGCAUCAGGUCGAGUAUAUAAGGGAAACAUGAGACAACGGAAGGGGGAUCCAAAAUCAACUACACACACACCCUAAGCGGCUAGAUUAGGGUUUUCACCUACAUCUCGUCUCGUUUAGUUGUACCUUUCCGGUUAAGCUCUCCGAGCUCCGGUUUCCUUUCUGUCACUCAUUUCCAUACUUUGUAACCGACCAAACACUUUUCCGACCAUCAAUAAGACGUCUUUGCUUAAACCCACAUCUUAUUUUAUAUUUAUCGUUUCCCGUUCAAGCAGUUGGCGGCCACCGUGGGGCAUCUAGCAAAGUAACGUCGACAAGAUGGUUACGAGCAACGAUGAUUCUUCGUCCGGCGAAGAACACGAAGAUCGUGAAGCAACGCUCACACCGGUUAUGGCGACCUCAGCGCCGUUGCCACCUGCCUCCAUAGACACUAUCAUGGCGCGCCUCGCUCAACAAGACGCGGCUCAGAAAGCGGCGGCCGACCAAAUCACGGCUCUCGCCAAAAUCCUCGCCCCCCUCGCCGCGAAUGUUGAAGCCUCGAUGGUGCAGUAUCGACGACAUCUGUUUAACACAGACCGAGAAACUGGCGCCGCGCCAGCCCAGGCUGAAGACCAAGAAAUCAACGACGGCGAUACGGCGCAAACCCCCUGUGGCUUCGACACGCUGACCAUAAACGAGCUCGCCGCGCUAAAACAGUCCGUCCUCGAUAUCAACUCUAAAAUCCAUCACGUGACGACGUCAGCGCCGCAAAUCGAGCGCGUCCUCGCCGAAUCCCUCCGCACGCCGUUCACAAAAGAGAUAACUAGGGUUCGACUCCGAAAGAUGGAAAAACUCCGUCUUCCGACCUUCGAUGGUGUUUCCGACCCUUCCGUUCACGUCACAUCCUUCAACAUCGCGAUGCGACGUGCAAAAUUUUUCGACGAGGAGAAAGACGCCGGUUUUUGCCAACUUUUCGUCGAAACCCUAAAACGAUCGGCCCUCAACUGGUUUAUCGGUCUCAAAGAAAAAUCAGUCAACUGUUUUCACGACCUCUCAACGGCCUUCCUCAAGAACUAUAUCAUGUUUACUCGCCAGGAAGCCACAGCCUCAUACCUCUGGAAUCUCACUCACGCCAACGGUCAAAGUCUCCGGGAUUUCAUGGAGAAGUUCAAGGCCAUCGUCUCAAAGGUCGAUGUCCCAAACCAUGUGGCGGUCGAAUCGUUAAUGAACACCCUCCACAUCAAAUCGCAGUUUCGAGCCGAUCUUUACCGAAGCACGACGAGGUCGGUAUCCGACGCUCUAGCCCGAUCCCACAACUUUAUCCGCAUGGAAGAAGAUACCAGGGCGAAGGUAGCCAAAGACGCAGCGGGGAAACAAACGUCCGCUCGAACUAACGAUACCCGCUCGGAGCCUCGACAGCACUCUUCCGUUGGGAAAGCCAACCAGAAGAAAGGCUAUGUUAGCGCCGGCGAUGACGAAGAACCAUCAAGCUCCGCGGCCGUUGUGCGAGAGAAGGGAUGGAAUCACUGGGAUCGAGACUCCACCCAGAAAUCACCAAGCUUCUCCGAGCCGACAUGCUCGAACUCCACAAAACCCAACAAGUGGUGCGCGUACCACAAAGUAUGAUCACACGACACAAAAGAGUGCAAAGUCCUUUUCGGGCAGUUCCUCGAGUCACUCGACAGCGGCAAAAUCGAGAUGGCACCUCCCCCGCAGAAGCCAAAGAAUAACAAGAGCUGGAGCAAAAACAAAGAGAAGAAGGCUCAGAAAUCUCAAGGCAAAGCUCCCCAAGACGAGGAGAGGACGGGUCCGGAGGAAGCCCCCGUGAACAACCUAAAUCUCGAAGAUGAGUCCACCGACGAUGAGCGGUCGAGGAAUCGGCGACAAGUGGAGGUGAUACUUUCUCGGCCCUGCAGCUCGUCCGACGACGAGAUCCCACGCAUGGUUCCUGACCUGCACGACAAGUUGAGGCGGGAAACGACGCAAUCUUUCUCCACCAAAACAUAUCCCGCAGACCUAUGGAUCCUCCUGAAGAGAAAGAUCACGACGGACGAUUCAAGCCUCCGACCUUCGCGAAAAGCUCAACUCGAAAACCGACGACUUGCGGGUUAAACUCAAUCGGUCAAAGGGAUCCGACUUAAGGCAUUGUCUCGAGGCGAAGAAACAACACCUCGAAACAGAUUCGACAGACGGGAGUCCUACCGACCUACGAACGCAACUGGAGAUGAUGCGACCCACUCGCACACCACAUCUCAACGUUAUAAUGGGCGGCUCACCGCCCUGUGGAGACUCGGUCCGUGAAGGAUUAUCGACGAUAAGCCACCACCUCGCAGAAGUGGCCUUCGCAAGACGAGAAUGAUCAUCAGAUCACUUUCUCCGCUACCGAUACUCGCGGCAUCCAUAUGCCGCAUAACGACCCACUCCUCAUCGAUAUUGGAAUCGGUGAAUGCCAAGUCACAAAAGUUCUCGUCGACACUGGCAGCUCAGUCGAUCUAAUCUUUCGAGAUACACUCGAUAAGAUGGGGAUCGAUUUACGAGAUAUGAAGACAUCUUCUCGAACCCUCACUGGUUUCAACAGAGCCUCAGAACAGAUGAUCGGCACUAUUCGCCUCCCAGUUUACGCAUGCGAUGUGGUUCGAACCAUUAAGUUCUCCGUCAUUCGCACCAAAGCACCUUAUAGCGCCAUCCUCGGGACACCCAUUCCCUCGACUUAUCAUCAAUGCGUUAAGUUCCCUGGAAAGGAUGGCACCACGAAGACGAUCCGCGGGCAUCAGCGCGCCGCGAGGGAACUGCUCAUCGCCACAGUUAAACUGCAACGUUCAACUUCCCUCGUCAACUCGGUCGCCAAACCGUUCCACAAAAUCUACCCCAGAAAGAGGAAAUCUGCGAGGUUCCUCUCGAAGAAUUUGAUCCAUCAAAAGUCGCGCGCGUCGGAGCGUUUCUCUCCGACGAAAUGCAUACGCAGAUUGUCUCUUUCCUCAAGGAAAAUGCUUCGACUUUUGCAUUGACGAACUCGGACAUGAAGGGAAUCGACCCCGCGGUGACCUCUCACGAAUUGAACAUCGAUCCUACGUUCAAACCUAUCCGACAGAAAAGACGAAAGCUGGGACUAGAACGAUCUAAAGCUGUGAACGAAGAAGUCGAUCGUUUGCUAGACGCGGGGUUCAUCACCAAAGUACGGUACCCCGAGUGGCUAGCAAAUCCCGUUGUUGUGAAGAAAAAGAACGGGAAGUGGCGCAUUUGCGUCGACUUCACCGAUCUCAACAAAGCAUGUCCCAAAGACAACUAUCCGCUUCCUCACAUCGAUCAUUUGGUGGAGUCGACGGCUGGUAACAAGCUCUUGCCUUUCAUGGACGCAUUCUCGGGAUACAAUCAAAUCCUGAUGCACCCAGACGGCCGCGAGAAAACUGUUUUCAUAACAGAUAGGGGGACUUAUUGCUACAAAGUCAUGCCAUUCGGCCUGAAAAAUGCUGGAGCGACCUACCAUCGCCUAGUGAACCAAAUGUUCGCCGAGAAGCUCGGCGACACCAUGGAAGUCUAUAUUGACGAUAUGCUUGUCAAAUCCCUCCAUGCUAAGGAUCAUCUCGCUCACCUGCGAGACUGCUUCGACACACUGAAUGCAUACGAGAUGAAGCUCAACCCUGCAAAAUGUACUUUCGGCGUCACCUCGGGAGAGUGCUUAGGAUACAUCGUAACUGAUAUGCCCCGGUUCGAGUAUCAGUCCAUCGGAGCCAACCAGCAUGGAGAUUAGGACGUUCAGCUCAUAUCAACCGAGAUUCGUUCAUCCGACCGUACCGAUCAGACUGACCGAGCAGUCCCGCGUACGUCCCAAUUGAAGCUCAUACAGGAACCAUGACCAGACGACCGAAUCCCCCGAACUGGAGCUUGACUUUCCGUACUGAUUUGCAUUCUAAGAUCAACGAUCAAGACAAAACUGAAUUCGAACGAGUGGAUUUCAAGAUAGACCAUGCAACUUCAUCUCUGGCUAGUUCGGACUGUACUGGCUCGCGUACUGCCCUGUCCGCAGGACAUGCUUCAAGAUAAUUGAACCUGGACAAAUAUUCAAGCUGUCGUCCAGCUGUUGCCCUGCUGUUGUCCAGCCCAUUUUCUAUCAUUUUCUAUGUCUCUUUUUCAUGUAUUUCUUUUAUUAUCUUUGACUAGAGAUUCCUAUAAAUAUGUAAUCUCUACAAUGAAUAAAAUCAGUUCAUUUUGGUUGUUUAUUUUCGUUCUUCUUCUCUGAGUGAGAGAGUUUGUAGCUUGUUCAUCGGUUUGAACCGGCUCGUUGAUUUGGUGGUCAGCCAAUCAUCUUUUUGUGUCGUUUGGUGGUUAGCCAACACACCUUCAUCGUUUCUUAGGUGGUUAGCCUUAGAUCGUGGUAUAUCAAGAGCCAUUCCGCAUCUCUUGACGAUCCAUUCCGCAUCUCUUGACGAUCCAUUCAUUCCAUUCCAGUUCCAGAAGUGCCAUCUCCUUCUCGGUUCUUAUCAAACACCCGGCCAAAGCGAUCCUUCCCGUUUUGGGCGUAUCAACUUGGUAUCAGAGCCACUUUGGCUGGUUUGUUUUCUAUCUUCUUUUCAUCUUCUCAUCUCGUCAUCAUUUUCUUUUCUUAUUUCUUUUUGGAUCCGGGUUGUUCCUUUACUCCCUUGUGAUCGCCAUUUAAAAAAAAAAACGAUAAAAAAAGAGAGUAAAAAUUUGGCUUGAAUCUCUUCUGAAGAGAAAUCCAGGGGGAGUGGUGGAAGAGAAACCCUGCUGGCUGAAGAGAAACCCAGCCUUAGGACAGUUAAGGCGGAUCCACACAAAAAUAUCUCUUCGUCUUUCUUUAUCUUUUCUUUUUUCCCACAAAGUUUGUUUUGGGUUUUGAUUGCUUAAUCUUGUCUGUCUAUCAUCCUUUGAACCAGUGAAAGAACUCUGUGUGAUCACCUAAAAAAAUCGAGAGCUAAACACUUUGUGAGUGUGAGGGUUUUUAUUUGCUAACCUUUUAUUAAGUGUUAUCAGGAUGAUUGGACUUCACGGGAAAUCGAAUCUGGCUUCAACCCCACAACAAGACGUUUUUUAUCCCUUAAGAAUCGUGUUUGAAAAAAAAAAUCCAAACGAUUUUUGGAGAUAAGAAACAGUUUGUUUCUAAUGGGUUUGAUGUUGUGCAUAAACGAAGGAAGAAACAAAACAUGUAUGAUAAUGAGAAGUGGCUCAGAAGUGGUGAUCGUCGCUUCACCAAAACCAAGAGGAGCAGCAGUGAUGUGAUUGACUAGAACGAAAUUCAGACUUAUGCUAGCUUGGAGAAGAUGUUGCAUAAGGCGAUUCAUGCUGUCCGGCAACUCAAAAAGAAGGGAAACACCUACACUUCAUCAGCACCAAAACAGCAAUGUAAGUCUUUUUAUCUUUCAAAUUCUGAUUUGAAAACUAAUAAGAUUUCUUUUGAUAAAAGCAAAGCUGUGAAAUCCACAAGCAAGGUUCUUUCUACCAGGUGCUUCAAAUGCCAUAGGGUCGGUCAUUAUGCCAACAAGUGCCAAAAACAGAAACCGUUGGUGACUUUGGAGAACGUUGAAACCGAGCCAGAAAAAGAAGUAUCUUUGUCCAUCCAAAAAUUUGAGGACAAAUCUUUUUGAAGAGGAAGGGAAUGAUACGCCCCGGUUCGAGGAUCAGUCCAUCGGAGCCAACCAAUAUGGAGAUCAGGACGUUCAGCUCAUUUCAACCAAGGUUCGUUCAUCCGACCAUACCGAUCAGACUGACCGAGCAGUCCCGCGUACGUCCUGAUUGAAGCUCAGACAAGAACCACGACCAGACGACCGAAUCCCCCGAACUGGAGCUUGUCUUUCCCGUACUGUUUUGCAUUCUAAGAUCAACGGUCAAGACAGAACUGAAUUUGAACGAGUGGAUUUCAAGAUAGACCGUGCAACUUCAUCUCUGGCCAGUUUGGAUUGUACUGGCUCGCGUACUGGCCAUGUCCGCAGGACAUGCUUCAAGAUACAUUGAACCUGGACAAAUAUUCAAGCUGUCGUCUAGCUGUUGUCCAGCCCAUUUUCUAUCAUUUUGUAUGUCUCUUUUUCAUGUAUUUCUUUAAUCAUCUUUGACUAGAGAUUCCUAUAAAUAUGUAAUCUCUACAAUGAAUAAAAUCAGUUCAUUUUGGUUGUUUA